Messenger RNA from Salvia splendens (bonfire salvia), 1360 nucleotides. Its product is annotated as CBS domain-containing protein CBSX1, chloroplastic. NCBI's taxonomy places the organism in Eukaryota, Viridiplantae, Streptophyta, Magnoliopsida, Lamiales, Lamiaceae. The transcript is spliced from 8 exons. The record is from RefSeq and is a predicted model, not a curated record. The coding region runs from base 161 to 862 and encodes 233 amino acids.
CCAGAAAUAGAAGGCGCGCGCAUAUUUCCACGCAAACUCGGAAAUUCAACCGCUAUAACACACAGUCACGCACCAAUCACAGAAGCAUUGUGAAAUAUCUCUCUCCCUCUCUCUCUCUAUCUCACCGAAAUCGCUUGAUUUUUUCAAUUUCGACGCGCUGAUGGACUCUAUUUCACUCACCGCCGAUUUCCACGCCGCUGUUCCACGUCCGAGGCUAGUUUCAACAGUUCAUGGCCGUAGUUUACCCUGCAGCAGCGCCUUCUUCCGCGCGCGCAGUUCCGGCCGGCGGAGUCAGUUUAUGCACUUCCGGCGGCCGGAUGCUCUUUCCUUCGCCUCCAAUGGUUCCACCAGUUCUAUUCCCACACGAGAAGGGAUCUAUACUGUCGGUGACUUUAUGACAGGGAAAGAGCACUUGCAUGUGGUAAAACCUACAACUACUGUUGAUGAAGCUCUGGAUUUCCUUGUUGAGAAACGAAUCACUGGAUUUCCUGUGAUUAAUGAUGACUGGAAGUUGGUUGGUGUUGUUUCUGACUAUGAUCUAUUGGCACUAGACUCCAUCUCAGGUGGUGGCCAACAUGAAACAAGUAUGUUCCCGGAUGUUGAUAGCUCCUGGAAAACAUUCAAUGAAAUUCAGAAGCUACUCAGUAAAACUAACGGGAAGGUCAUCAGUGAUGUUAUGACUCCUGCUCCCCUUGUUGUCAGGGAAAAUACCAAUCUUGAGGAUGCUGUGAGGAUACUGCUUGUAACAAAAUUUCGGCGACUACCAGUUGUUGAUGGUGAAGGAAAGCUGGUUGGGAUUAUUACAAGGGGCAACAUUGUUAGAGCUGCUCUUCAGAUAAAGCAGGCUGCUGAUGAAUUGUGAUUGGUGUCCAAAUUGCACACACCUCAAGUAAAGUUAUACUCUAGAUACAUGAUUCUGUUGCACAGGCCACUACAUCAAAUUGCGGAAUGGCGAUCCACUUCUACUUUCAAGUGAUAUUUGGCUUUCAUACCAGGCCGUGUAGGUAAGCAAGAAGGUAUCCACGAGCACUUUAUUCUGGUGCAGCAUCUUCCUCUGAGUCAUAGUUAUGUUUAUAAUUUUGGAAGUUGUUAAGUUAUAGCAUUCUAGUUAUGUGAUUUUCGUCUCGUGGUCUUCUUUAGAUUCUUUGAUACUUCCACGAUGAACAAAUAUGUGAUAUGUCUAAGAUUUAUAGUCAUUCGAUGAAUCCCAUGUCAGUUUAGAAGUCAUUUGUGUAAUUUCUCUUUGUUUAAUUGCUUUCCUAUAAGGUGUCUUGGAACUUUGCAUAUAUGUGUACAGAGGAAGUGACUGAAGCUGAUUUUCAUUUCGAAUUCUAUGAUUAUAAAAUCAUUUGCCAAAGGA